This is a messenger RNA of Fusarium coffeatum, 624 nucleotides long. RefSeq lists its product as uncharacterized. The transcript is spliced from 2 exons. Lineage: Eukaryota; Fungi; Ascomycota; Sordariomycetes; Hypocreales; Nectriaceae. Gene Ontology annotation, biological process: sulfate assimilation. The coding region runs from base 1 to 624 and encodes 207 amino acids. Gene Ontology annotation, molecular function: adenylylsulfate kinase activity; ATP binding. The record is from RefSeq and is a predicted model, not a curated record.
AUGGCUACCAACAUCACCUGGCACCCUUCUUUGUCGCGCAAGGAGCGCAAUGAGACCCGCGGUCAGCGCGGUCUCACCAUCUGGUUGACCGGUCUCUCCGCCUCUGGCAAGUCCACCGUCGCCACCGCUCUUGAGCAGCACCUUCUUCACCUGGGCGUCGCCGCCUACCGUCUCGAUGGCGACAACGUUCGCUUCGGCCUCAACAAGGAUCUCGGGUUCUCUGAAGCCGACAGAAACGAGAACAUCCGCCGCAUCUCCGAGGUUGCUAAGCUCUUCGCCGAUUCUUCCACCGUCGCUAUCACAUCAUUCAUCUCGCCUUACCGAGCUGAUCGCAAGGUCGCCCGUGACCUGCACGAGCAGGCCACUCAGGGUGGUGAAGAGCCCAUUCCCUUCGUUGAGGUUUACGUCGACGUGCCCCUCGAAGUCGCUGAGCAGCGCGAUCCUAAGGGUCUCUACAAGAAGGCUCGCGCCGGUGAGAUCAAGGAUUUCACCGGAAUCUCUGCUCCCUACGAGGAGCCCGAGAAGGCCGAGAUCACUAUCAAGACUCACGAGAACUCCGUUGAGGAGUGUGUUGCCCAGAUCGUCGAGUGGCUUAACGAGAAGGGUUACCUCAACAAGAAAUAA